Messenger RNA from Oikopleura dioica, 252 nucleotides. The record is from the annotation of a GenBank genome assembly. Lineage: Eukaryota; Metazoa; Chordata; Appendicularia; Copelata; Oikopleuridae.
AUGGCAUUUCUUGAUAAGAGGAGGACUAGUGUUGUUUCUUUCGCAGAUCCGAUUGAGUACACUGUUGGACCAGAAAGUCUCAAAACUACCAUAAAAGAAAAAGAAGAUGAGCAGUCAAACGCGGCAACUAGAAAUGUCUCCACUGCAAGCUGGGAUAGCAUAGAAAAACCCGAAGAAUCAGAUGAUAGAGAUAAUUUUGGAUGGUUCGAAUGUUUAUGCUGCUGUUGCAUCAAAAUUUGCAAUAAAAUUUGA